Bolinopsis microptera is the source of this 2140-nucleotide messenger RNA. RefSeq names its product putative transporter svop-1. Bases 62 to 1594 code for a protein of 510 amino acids. The transcript is spliced from 6 exons. Gene Ontology annotation, molecular function: transmembrane transporter activity. The record is from RefSeq and is a predicted model, not a curated record. Gene Ontology annotation, cellular component: membrane. Lineage: Eukaryota; Metazoa; Ctenophora; Tentaculata; Lobata; Bolinopsidae. Gene Ontology annotation, biological process: transmembrane transport.
AGAACACUACAAUAACUAUACAAUAACAUUUUCACAGCAUAAUCAUGACUCCAGCAGUAACAUGAAGGAGUACAGCAUGUCCGAGCUGAGUUCGGAGUAUCAAGGAGAAGAGAAACAGCUCCUACUAGUGAGAAGAGAUGCUCCUUCUCCACCAGUUGGAGGGGGGACUGUCACUAAUAAUGAGAUCCUCGAUAGAUACGGCUUUGGAAGGUACCAGUACCUACUAGGGUUGUGUUGUGGACUUGCAAGAACUGCCGCUUUCUCACAUAUCUUCCUAUGUACAGCAGUAGUAAGCAACCAGAACGUGUACUGGAAGCUAAGUCUACUAGAGGACAGAAUGGUGUACACAGUAUUAGCUGUGUUCUGUAUAGUAGGCGGGGUCUUAGCUGGGAAACUAGCUGAUAUAUACGGCAGGAAAAGGAUCCUAUUGAUGGGUACUGUGUUAUCUGCGCUAGCUAUGACUAUUGGCGCUAUAACCCCCCAGUACUACCUGUUUAUAGUGUGUAAUGUUAUAGGAGGAGCUGCUAUUGGAGCUAACCUUGUUGUCGGUACUUGUCUGUAUGGAGAGUGCAUUCCUAAUAGCCACAGAUCGUACGCAGCCGUGGUUAUAAACGCUUUCACCUGGCUUGUAAACCUGAUAAUAUGCCUUGUAAACUACUUCUGCUUCCACGAAACAGGGUGGAGAUGGCACUACGGUCUAAUAGUCAUCCCCAACAUCCUCUCCUUCGUCUUCACCUACUUCCUUAUAGACGAAAGCCCCCGUUACUACGGUAUGAUAGGUUACACACAGGGACAACUCUACGUUCUGACCCGUAUCAGGUCCUGGAACAAACCCCACCUCACCUCACCUUUUAGCGAGGACCUGAAGAGCACUGUUAUCUCAGACCGGGGCAGCUGGAAGGGGCUCAUGUUCCGGUUCUUUGGGGCAACUCUAGCCACCAUGUCUAUUGGCUUCAUGGUCACAGCCGUCAUCACCAUGAUCACCUUCUCUUCUCCCAUCAUGAUUGCAGCGGACUACUGCUCCCUGGGCCAAGUACUGAAUCUGGAGCAGACUGAUCUGUGGGAGGAGAGUGAUCACUUCCAGUACCUCGUCCUCAGCAUCAUCUACUUCUCACUCUUUAUAGGGUCCCUCCUCUCCCACUUCACACUAGUCAGGAACAGAUCUCGUUCUGUCUCCCUCUACUUCCUCUUCGUGCUCCUUCUCGUUACUCUCAUCCCACAAAUGCAAUGCUUUACAACCUGGCUGCUUCUCCUCAGUGCAGUUCUCACAAUGGUCGUGGUAGGAGCUAUACUUCACAUACAGACAUUAAUUAUUAUAGAAAUGUUCCCUACGUAUAUUAGAGGGGCUGCGUUUGGGGUGAUUUACGCGGCUACUUUCAUGGGAACUCUGUACGGACCGUAUGUGGACAUUUUAAUUAAUGCUGGAAGUUUGAAGAGUGUGUAUGCGGUGUUUUUCGUGCUGUCAGCCACCACUGCAGUGCUUAUUAACGGAGGAAUUGGGGGCAGUUCAGACACGCAGACCAACAAGAUAUUUGACAAUAGAGACGAUGUUUUCGGUGGAAUUUUAGAGUCACGUGAAUUUGGAGAGCUUUGAAUCAAGUGAGCGUAGAUUCUGAAUCGCCUAGAAACAUUAAAGUGAUAUCAAGCGAUGAAAUUAAACAAGAAUACAAGACACAUUUUUAUAAGUCAGAUGAUUAAAGACAAAGGAACCGACUUAAAUCGGUAAAUAUCAGUUAAGUAUCAUUAGUUUAAAUUAUGAACUGAGAAACGUUUUAUAUUAAUGGAAAUGAAACCUGGUUUAUUCUGAUUACCUGCUUUCAUUACCUCUACCUUGUCGUUAAAAAAACUAUGAGUUUUACGAAUUUAACCUGUUAUGAUUUAACUUAUUUAACAACAAAAUCUAUUUGAUAGUGACGGCUUUCAAAUAGAUGGAUUCUAUCUUGUUAGUUAAUAUCGUUAUCAGAUAACUAAUAAUAAUUGGAUAAUUAUACAUAAUGAGUGAGUACUUACAAAAGAACUUCUUUAAGUUCCACAAUGUUAUCGUGUGGUGAGAGACGUCGCAUUGCUUGUAUUUCUCUCAAAUUGUUGAUCUGAUCUAUCCUGCAAAUAUGUUAUUUUAUUUUAUAAUUUCUUACAGUAC